ACUUUAACGAAAAGGUGUGACCAGAUCAAUUGAAUUGAAUUUCAUAAUGCGCAAUGCAAGUUGGACGAUUUUUGGCAAAUAAGUUUGUUUUGUUUGGCGGUUUUCGAUCAGCAUUAAAGUUAUUACAAAUGAAGCGCACGAAAACUAGGAGCGCAGCCGGCGCUGGCAAAAAAAAGUUGAUAAAAGACGAAAGCAGCAGCGAUGAUGAGGAAACAGUUCAAGUCCAAUCUCCAACAGAAAAGUCCAAACUAAGCUACAAAAACUUUGAGCAGUUCAUCAGUCACAUGCAGGAGCAACGCAUUGCGUCCGCAUCCAAUGUCCAUGAAUUUGCCUUCAGGAAGAGACGGGUGCACGUCCUAAGCAAUGCAGCUGAUGUGAAGGAGCAGUGCAAAGGCGGCGUUGUCUAUUGGAUGUCGCGAGAUGCUCGCGUUCAGGACAAUUGGGCGCUUCUCUUUGCACAGCGUUUGGCACUCAAACUGGAGCUGCCACUGAGUGUGGUCUUCUGUCUGGUGCCAAAGUUUCUAAAUGCCACAUUGAGGCACUACAUGUUUAUGCUGGGCGGCCUGCAGGAGGUGGAGCAACAGUGUCGUGAUCUGAACAUCUCUUUUCAGCUGCUGCUGGGUCCAGCGGUGGAGCGACUGCCGGCCUUUGUGGUUGCCGAGGAAAUCGGCGCUGUGGUCUGUGACUUUGCGCCUCUGCGGUUGCCUCGCCAGUGGGUGACAGACGUGGUCAAGGCUUUGCCGCGCAAUGUGCCUCUCACCCAAGUCGAUGCACACAACAUUGUGCCGCUCUGGGUGACCUCGGAGAAGCAGGAGUAUGCAGCGCGCACCAUCCGCAACAAGAUCAAUUCAAAAUUGAGUGAAUAUCUGACCGAGUUUCCGCCUGUCAUCAAACAUCCACACGGCAAUGGACAAAAGGAUAAGCCCGUUGACUGGGCGGCCGCAGAGGCGCUGCUGACAUGCGAUCGGAGCGUCGAUGUGGUGGAUUGGGCCAAGCCCGGUUAUACAGCUGGUAGUCGCCAACUCUACGAGUUCUGCACGCGCCGCUUGCGUUAUUUCGAUGAGAAACGCAAUGAUCCCACAGCCGAUGCACUUUCUGGACUCUCGCCUUGGCUGCACUUUGGCCAGAUAUCGGCACAGCGCUGUGCAUUGGAGGUGCAACGAUACACCUCAAUGCAUAAGGCAUCAGCGGAUGCCUUUUGCGAAGAGGCCAUUGUGCGCCGCGAACUGGCAGAUAACUUUUGCUACUACAACGAGCACUACGAUAGUUUGAAGGGUCUGCAUGACUGGGCUUAUCAGACCCUGCAGGAGCAUCGCACGGAUGAGCGCAAUCCGUGCUAUUCGCUGGAGGAAUUGGAGCAGUCACGUACAUACGAUGAUCUUUGGAAUUCGGCUCAGCUGCAGCUGGUGAAGGAGGGCAAAAUGCAUGGAUUUCUGCGAAUGUAUUGGGCCAAAAAGAUACUCGAGUGGACGGCGACGCCGGAGCUGGCUUUGGAGUAUUGCAUACUGCUGAACGACAAGUAUAGCCUGGAUGGUCGCGAUCCCAAUGGCUAUGUGGGCUGCAUGUGGUCCAUUGGUGGUCUUCACGAUCAGGGCUGGAGGGAGCGUGCCAUCUUUGGCAAAAUACGCUUCAUGAACUAUCAAGGCUGCAAGCGGAAGUUUGAUGUUAACGCCUACGUGAUGCGCUGGGGCGGUAAAGUGCACAAGAAGCAAGAAAAAUGAAACAGAUUAUAUGUGUUCUUAUUCGAAUUGGAAAUAAUAAAACAUAG
Messenger RNA from Drosophila grimshawi, 1768 nucleotides. Its product is annotated as deoxyribodipyrimidine photo-lyase. Gene Ontology annotation, biological process: photoreactive repair. Lineage: Eukaryota; Metazoa; Arthropoda; Insecta; Diptera; Drosophilidae. Gene Ontology annotation, molecular function: deoxyribodipyrimidine photo-lyase activity. The record is from RefSeq and is a predicted model, not a curated record. The transcript has 2 exons. Bases 54 to 1721 code for a protein of 555 amino acids.